Messenger RNA from Nerophis ophidion (straightnose pipefish), 1649 nucleotides. Its product is annotated as oocyte zinc finger protein XlCOF22-like. The transcript has 2 exons. The record is from RefSeq and is a predicted model, not a curated record. NCBI's taxonomy places the organism in Eukaryota, Metazoa, Chordata, Actinopteri, Syngnathiformes, Syngnathidae. Bases 194 to 706 code for a protein of 170 amino acids.
AGUGUGGAUCAGUCAGGGGGGAGAGUGUCCUGUAGGGCAGGAGGAGGCUGAUGUCAGCAAGUUUCCACUGACUGUUGUCUCUGUGAAGACUGAAGAGCAUGAAGACAAACCACCUGAGUCCUCACAGCUUCAUCACAGUCCAAACGUCUGUGAAGAACAUCUUCUCUCUGAGCAACAGAAGUGGAGCUUCAGGAUGGGCAAGGAGGAGCCACAGCCCUUCCACAUUAAGGAGGAAGAGAAGGCGCCACAUACAUUGCAAAUGCAAAGGGAAGAAAAUAACCCACUGACCCCGCAUUUUAAAGAGGAAGAGGAGGAACACAGCAUCAGUCAAGAAUGGUUGGAGAAGUUCCAUUUGAUUGUGAAGAGUGAAGAUGAUGAGGUGAAAGGUGAAAGUGAGGAGAGGGGAGGGGGGGAGCCUCCAAGCAGCAGCUCAACACAACACAUGACAACAGAAGCUGAUGGAGACCACUGUGGAGGAUCACAAGCAGACAAGCUCUUAGCUCCACUAUCAGAUAGUGAGGACACAACGUCACACUCUCCUGACACUGAUGAUGAAGACUCUAAAGAUGAUAAGACAUGUCACACGGACAACACUCACUUCGCAUGUUCUCACUGUCACAAAACUUUUAAGUACCAUUGUCGUCUGGUAAGACACAUGAGAACACACACUGGAGAAAAAACCUUUUUCAUGUUCAAUCUGUCGUAAAUGUUUUACUUUAAAGCACAAUUUCAAAGUACACAUGAGAAUACAUACUGGAGAACAACCUUUUUCCUGCUCAGUAUGUGGUAAAAGAUUUGUAUUAAAUCAAAGUUUAAAACUACACAUGUCAACACACACUGGAGAAAAACCUUUUUCAUGUUCAAUUUGCGGUAAAGAUUUUACUCAAAAGCACAAUUUUAAAGCACACAUGAGAACACACACGGGAGAGAAACAUUUUUCCUGCCCAGAAUGUGGUAAAAGUUAUGUCAUAAAUCGAAGUUUAAAAGUACACAUGAGAAGACACCCAGGUGAGAAAGUGUUGAGUUGCAGUGUGUGUGGUGAAAGAUUGUCUUCUAAGUACCAGUGUAAGAAACACAAGUGUGCUGGUGAGAACAGCAGCAGCAAAUGAAACUGCAGGAUUUGAAAUAAACUGUCCAGACUUUAAGUUUAAGUAACAUCAGCACAAGUAACAUGUGUGACAUAAUAAUUUGGAACAACAUAUGCUGCCAUUUAAGCGCCAUCUUUUUCAUGGACACCCCUGUUUAUUUCAGCAAGACAAUGCCAAGCCACAUUCAACAUAUGUUACAACAGCGUGGCUUCGUAAAACAAAGAGUGCGGGUACUUUCCUGGCCUACCUGCAGUCCAGACCUGUCUCCCAUGGAAAAUGUGUGGCGCAUUAUGAAGCGUAAAAUACAACAGCGGAGACCCUGGACUGUUGAACGACUCAAACUCUACAUAAAACAAGAAUGGGAAAGAAUUCCACUUUCAAAGCUUCAACAAUUAGUUUCCUCAGUUCCUUAACGUUUAUUGAGUGUUGUUAAAAGAAAAGGUGAUGUAACACAGUGGUGAACAUGCCCUUUCCCAACUACUUUGGCACGUGUUGCAGCCAUGAAAUUUUAAGUUAAUUAUCUUCAAAAAAAUAAUAAAAAUUAUGAGUUUGAACAUCAAA